UCGCGUCAGRGACAAAGAGCUGUAGUUUACAUCAAACGCGUGCAUUUGACAUCACAGGCAUCCUUCUCCAGACGGUGGUCGCACACAGACACAAAGGCUUGUUGUGUACAACUAAUUCAGCGCUUUAGAGUAGCGGUGUGAAAAUACGUGGUAGGGGGCAGCGGUUAGUGUUAUGUUCAGUAAGACAUUCUUAUGCGGAUUGGUGCAAGAGAGAGAGCUUUACAUAAUUACGUGCAUGCUUUUUCACGUGAAAUGCUGCUUUAGAAGCGGGUUCCGUUAGGUUAGAGGCACAUCUUUAAGCGAGCGGACAGUAACGAGUAAGUAGGUCAGUGAUAUUUGCACUUUAUUUGUAUGAAAAAUCGCAUUCAAGAUGGUGUCUUCCUACCCUUUACCGGAUGGCUUCUCGGAAAUUGAUGUGUUCUCUUUAGGAUCUUGUCUGCUCGUGGAGGGUCUUCUGGGAUUCUUCCUGAAUGCUGUGACAGUCGCUGCUUUCAUAAAAAUAAGAGAACUGAGAACCCCCAGCAAUUUCCUAGUCUUUAGCUUGGCAUUGGCUGAUAUGGGCAUCUCCGCGAACGCAACCAUUGCCGCUUUCUCCAGCUUUCUGAGGUACUGGCCCUAUGGCUCUGAUGGCUGCCAGACUCAUGGCUUCCAGGGUUUCGUGACAGCUCUCGCCAGCAUCCACUUCAUUGCUGCCAUCGCAUGGGACAGAUAUCACCAGUACUGCACAAGGACAAAGCUACAGUGGAGCAGUGCCAUCACUCUGACUAUCUUCAUCUGGCUGUUCACCGCCUUCUGGUCCGCCAUGCCCCUCAUCGGCUGGGGAGAGUAUGACUACGAACCCCUCAGAACCUGCUGUACUCUGGACUACAGCAAAGGAGACAGGAACUAUGUGUCCUACCUCAUCCCCAUGGCCAUUUUCAACAUGGCCGUCCAGACCUUUGUUGUCAUUACCUCCUACAAGUCCAUUGGCCAGAAGUUCAAGAAGACCGGAAAUGCCAGGUUCAACACUGCCACUCCCCUGAAGACAUUUUUGUUCUGCUGGGGACCCUAUGGAGUCCUGGCCUUUUACGCUGCUGUUGAGAAUGCCAACCUGGUCUCUCCCAAGAUAAGGAUGCUGGCUCCUAUUCUGGCAAAGACCUCUCCCACCUUCAACGUUUUCCUGUAUGCCCUGGGCAAUGAGAACUACAGAGGAGGCAUCUGGCAGUUCCUUACUGGGGAAAAGAUUGAAGUGCCUCAAAUUGACAACAAGUCCAAAUAAACUAAGCAUGCGACAAUCACAUACACAUUUUUUAUUUAUUUAACCUUUAUUUAACUAGGCAAGUCAGUUAGGAACAAAUUCUUAUUUAAAAU
This is a messenger RNA of Salvelinus sp. IW2-2015, 1350 nucleotides long. Its product is annotated as RPE-retinal G protein-coupled receptor-like. Gene Ontology annotation, molecular function: G protein-coupled photoreceptor activity. The record is from RefSeq and is a predicted model, not a curated record. Gene Ontology annotation, cellular component: plasma membrane. Gene Ontology annotation, biological process: phototransduction; G protein-coupled receptor signaling pathway; visual perception. Lineage: Eukaryota; Metazoa; Chordata; Actinopteri; Salmoniformes; Salmonidae.